Molecule: messenger RNA, 723 nt
Organism: Arachis ipaensis
Lineage: Eukaryota; Viridiplantae; Streptophyta; Magnoliopsida; Fabales; Fabaceae
Molecular function (GO): catalytic activity
Source: RefSeq, a predicted model, not a curated record
AUGGUAAAAAUGUUGAAGAGGAAAUAUAACAUAAACAUGUUAGGUUUGAUUGAAACAAAAAGAGAGGAUAUUUCGAAAUAUGAUGUUGGCAGGAUUUGGGGGAAUAGUACGGUAGGUUGGGAGUUUGUGGAGUCUGAUGGGGCAUCCGGGGGGCUGUUGUUAAUGUGGGAUGAUAUGAUGUUUCAGAAACGUAAUUGUUAUAAAGGAGAGAGGUGGUUGUGUGUUGAAGGCGUGUUAACAAAGAAUAAUUUUCAGUGUGCUUAUUGUCUAGUGUAUGGGGCACAUGAGAGGGAGGCAAAGCGGGUGGUGUGGGAAGAGUUGAGCUAUAUUGUAGGCUUGUGUUCGUUGCCUUUCUGUUUGUUGGGGGACUUCAAUGAGAUUCUGCAAGUGGAGGAUCGUAAAGGGGUGCAGAGCUUGCCGGUCUCAGCGGAAGAUUUUAAGAGUUGGGUUCUAGACAUGCAGUUGGUGGAUCUACCCCUUACUGAUAGGAAGUUCACAUGGUUCAGGGGUCAAUCUUGUAGUAGAAUUGAUAGGGUGUUGGUUAAUAUUGAAUGGGUGGAGGAAUUUCCUGACAUUAGGCUGAAAGGUGGUCCUAGGGGCUUGUCGGAUCAUUGCCCGUUGAUUGUGGAGGUUACAAGGGUUGGAGGGGAGCAUCGACCGUUCAGAAGUCUAGAUUCUUGGUUCACCCAUGAGGGUUUUCUAAGGAUGGUAAAAAAUGAAUAG